This is a messenger RNA of Prorocentrum cordatum, 705 nucleotides long. Lineage: Eukaryota; Dinophyceae; Prorocentrales; Prorocentraceae. The record is from the annotation of a GenBank genome assembly.
AUGCGGGCUGCGGCGGGGGGCGCGGCGCCCGGCCUGGUGGCGGCGCCGGAGGAGAACGGGGUGUGCCUGGCCGUGAUGCCGUCGGGCAGGGCGGGCCUGAUGUGCGCCAACCCGAGCUGCUGGUACUUGGUCCACCCGGACCCCUCGUUCGGCGGCUAUUGCUGCAAGAAGUGCCACUGGCACGGGAAGGCCAAGAGGUCGGGCAGGGCGAAAAAGCACGGAGCGCAGUGCAUCAAGCAGGACGCCCCCGAGGGUGCGCCGCGCGCGCCGCCCGUGACACCGGACAAGCCGCUCAAGGACGCGGACCCUGGCGAUUUCGAGUCGGGGGGCGGCCCCGGCGCGGACGUCGAGUUCAGCAGCCCAGCGCGCACGGGGCACGGCCCCACCGGGUUCGGCGACGUGGCCGUCGACAGUGCGCCUAUGGGCCCCGUGGGCUGCGAGGUACGCGUGUGCGGCCUGGUGAAGCACCGGUUUUUCAACGGGCUCACCGCGCGGGUGGAGCAAGAGACCGCGGAUGGGCGCUUCGACCUCCUGCUGGCCGAUGGCACGCGGCUGCGCUGGAUCAAGGAGGAGAACUUCCAAGGUCCAGCUGGCAGCCAGGGGCCGGAGCCCCUCGCGGUGCCGGUGAGCGGGGGCACCGACGCGGGCGAAGCUGCUCCUCUGCCGCCCCAGCCGCCGCUGGGGCUGCCGCCGGGGCCUGCCUGA